UCAUAAUUAACCAGGGAAUCAAGUUGGAUGGGGAAGGAUAUUAUGGUGACCUCUAUGUCACCCAACAUGAUGUGCUUAGGGAGCUGGCUAUUUAUCACUCAAAAAUAGAUUCGGUAGAGCAUAGAGAGAGAUUGAUCAUAGACAUAUGUGGAAGCAAUCUUCCCAAGUGGUGGAGGGAACAAAAGUAUCAAGUUAUGAAAGCUCGCCUUCUAUCUAUAUCAACAGAUGGAGAGUCUUCAACUUCGAAAUGGCCCAGCAUGCAUCUGCCAGAAACAGAGGUACUGCUCUUGAAUCUUCGGGAGAGAGAGCAUGCUAUAGCCGAAUUUGUGGAGAAAAUGGACAAAUUGAAGGUACUAGUAAUCACAAGUGAGGAUUUCAGGUAUAGUGCUUCCUUGCAUAAUUUUCAAGUACUAAGUCGGGUAUCCAAUCUAAAGAGAAUCAGAUUAGAGCGCAUCUCAAUUUCAUCCAUAUUCAAGAACUCCAUACAAGUGAAGAGUCUACGGAAGCUGUCUUUGAUCAAAUGUUAUUACGGAUUCAGUUCAGCCAAACUUUCCCAUGCUUUUCCAAAUCUAGAAGAGAUAUACAUCGAAUACGCUACAAUAACACUUCACUCGUCAAGGGCUACUGAGGCAGUACUUAGCAAGACAGUACUUUGCGGGCUAUGUGAUCUGAUUUCCCUAAAGAAGGUCACCCUCACAGGUGUUCGAGGACUUUUAUUAUCGGCUUUCCUUGACGAGAUUGAAAAUUUGGUCAAUUACUGCCAAACAUAAAAUAAAUUACUACAUUGGAUUC
Messenger RNA from Rosa rugosa (rugosa rose), 792 nucleotides. Its product is annotated as probable disease resistance protein At5g66900. The record is from RefSeq and is a predicted model, not a curated record. Gene Ontology annotation, biological process: defense response to fungus. The coding region runs from base 195 to 770 and encodes 191 amino acids. The transcript is spliced from 2 exons. NCBI's taxonomy places the organism in Eukaryota, Viridiplantae, Streptophyta, Magnoliopsida, Rosales, Rosaceae.